This is a messenger RNA of Pteropus alecto (black flying fox), 3278 nucleotides long. RefSeq names its product LIM homeobox 6 (gene LHX6). Bases 109 to 1200 code for a protein of 363 amino acids. The record is from RefSeq and is a predicted model, not a curated record. Lineage: Eukaryota; Metazoa; Chordata; Mammalia; Chiroptera; Pteropodidae. Gene Ontology annotation, molecular function: DNA-binding transcription factor activity, RNA polymerase II-specific; RNA polymerase II transcription regulatory region sequence-specific DNA binding. The transcript has 9 exons. Gene Ontology annotation, biological process: forebrain neuron development; neuron differentiation; regulation of transcription by RNA polymerase II. Gene Ontology annotation, cellular component: nucleus.
GUUCCGCGCCGGUUUAUAUAACUGGCGCGGGGAGGCGCUGGGCUCAGGCUGCGCGGAGCCAGUUUUGCAGCCGCCGCCGCCUGCGUUCCCUCCCCCCUCCCCCAGGUGAUGGCCCAGCCAGGGUCCGGCUGCAAAGCGACCACCCGCUGCCUUGAAGGAACCGCGCCGCCCGCCAUGGCUCAGUCGGACGCGGAGGCCCUGGCAGGCGCCCUGGACAAGGACGAGGGUCGGGCCUCCCCCUGUACGCCCAGCACGCCGUCUGUCUGCUCACCGCCCUCUGCUGCCUCCUCCGUGCCGUCCGCCGGCAAGAACAUCUGCUCCAGCUGCGGCCUUGAGAUUCUGGACCGGUAUCUGCUCAAGGUCAAUAACCUCAUCUGGCACGUGCGGUGCCUCGAGUGCUCCGUGUGUCGCACGUCGCUGAGGCAGCAGAACAGCUGCUACAUCAAGAACAAGGAAAUCUUCUGCAAGAUGGACUACUUCAGCCGAUUUGGGACCAAGUGCGCACGGUGUGGCCGACAGAUCUACGCCAGCGACUGGGUGCGGCGGGCACGCGGCAACGCCUAUCAUCUGGCCUGCUUCGCCUGUUUCUCCUGCAAGCGCCAGCUGUCCACAGGCGAGGAGUUUGGCUUGGUCGAGGAGAAGGUGCUGUGUCGCAUCCACUACGACACCAUGAUCGAGAACCUCAAGAGGGCCGCGGAGAACGGGAACGGCCUCACGCUGGAGGGGGCAGUGCCCUCGGAGCAGGACAGUCAGCCCAAGCCGGCCAAGCGCGCGCGGACAUCCUUCACCGCGGAGCAGUUGCAGGUUAUGCAGGCGCAGUUCGCGCAGGACAACAACCCCGACGCGCAGACCCUCCAGAAGCUUGCGGACAUGACGGGCCUCAGCCGGAGGGUCAUCCAGGUGUGGUUUCAAAACUGCCGGGCGCGUCAUAAAAAGCACACACCGCAGCAUCCUGUGCCGCCCUCCGGGGCGCCUCCGUCCCGCCUCCCUUCCGCCCUAACCGACGACAUCCACUACUCCCCCUUCAGCAGCCCAGAGCGCGCACGCAUGGUCACCCUGCACGGCUACAUUGAGAGUCAGGUACAGUGCGGGCAGGUGCACUGCCGGCUGCCUUACACCGCGCCCCCCGUCCACCUCAAAGCCGAUAUGGAUGGGCCGCUCUCCAACCGGGGUGAGAAGGUCAUCCUUUUUCAGUACUGACGCUGCCGGCACUUCCGCACCUGUCCAUGGGCACCCCACAGCUGCCCCUCAGCCGCUGAGAUCCAGCGUCCAAGCCACUGCCAGGGACCCACCCACCUCUGCAUCCACCCCUUAUCUGCCAUCCUGCCCGCCACCAGCUGGGCCCCCGGGCCUAGCCACGCCCUCUCCUGCUGAGAACCAGAACCGGCCAGGAGCGCCGUGGAGUCCUCCUCUUGGAAGACAGUGCUCCCUAAAAUUUGGAAACAGGGUGAACGCGACAGCUAGUUUUUCCCACUUAGACAGGACCCAUCUUCAACUUAGGCUGAUUACAAUAGCAAAAGGCCGAACUGAAUUGUGCAACGCCAACAGCCUUCUCAUUUACAGGUUUUCUACCCCCCCCAAGUUGGAACCAUCUCUGAAUUCCAAGUAGCCGGCAACCCCCAAUGUUAUCCACUCUCUUGCUUUUGUCUGGAAAACUGCAGUGUCUGUGGGAUGUCCCCAAAGGAAAGCUAUGUUCUUAUUUUAUCAUUUCCAUCUGUCUGGUUAUGUCAAAUUAAUUCAGAGAGAGAAGAGACACUGACCAACCCUGAGAGGCAUAGCGGGGCAGAGAUCGAAGCCUGCCCAGACCAGGAGGCAGGGGGCUGAGGGUGGGGUGGGGAGGACACAGACCCCCAUUGGUUUGGAGCUCAAGGAGAAGGAUAAGGCACAUUGGGCUGGGAGAGGAAAGAGAAAACUCGGGGUGUGUGUGGGAGACCCCCCUCCCCCCUAGUUAUCCAGCACAUAUACAAGCAACAUAGCAGAGAUGGGGUUUGAUCUGUGUGACGACAUUUCCCAAUGUUUGGGCAGGUUACAGUGGGGGCCCUUGUUGGCUACUCAUCGACUCCCGGUGGGGGUGCUUGGGCCAUGUCUUCCUUGGGGGGACCACUCAUGGGGACUGGGAACAGAGCCUAGGGAAAUGCAUCGGGACAGCAGAAUGUUAGUUUUGAUUCAUCUCUGAGCAGAGAGAGGGUGCUCGCUGCCUAGGUGAGCAUGCCAAGCCCAGGAUUCCAGCCGGCACCGCUGGGCUCCCCCACCCGCUCCUGAGAACGGACACAGCUGCGCUCACAUCCACCCUGUCCUGCUGCAGCUCUUCCACCCCAAACAAAAGGGCUUGGGCUACGCAAGACCAUGAUUUAUGUAUUCAAGGGGACGCCCAUUUGUCCCAAGUUUAUCCAGUAAUUUUUUUGAGUACUUAGUGUCCCGAUGCAUUUCCCACUAGAGGCUGCUAGUAAGCAUGUUUUAGCCCAAGUCCUCUUUCCUGAUCUGGUUAACCUGAUAUGUUGGCUUUGGAAGGAGACUCUAAGGCAGGGGAAGCAAGUCCACGGCACAUAUGUAUUGGCUGUCUCUAUUUUCACCCAUGGCAGACAUUGCUAAUCAAUUACAGCACACUCUAUCUCACGAGUCUGCAUAAGUUUGCAGAAUCCACAUGCUUGAAAAGUUGGCACUUAAAGUGAAUGUCUCUAUGUCAUUCUUGCUUUGGGACCGGGAGAAAGGCUAGGCAGCCCAAGAAGAGAACUCCUUCCUUUCCCUUCUGAAGACAGUUCCAGCUGACUCAGGGCAGAGAGAAGUCACCACUGAGAAUGUGGUCAGUACAGCUCAUCCGGUGAAUAACGUGUACCCGGCCCUGUGCUGGGGGUGACGUUAACAGGAGCGGCUCGGGCCUGAUCCUUGGCCUUGGGCAACUCUGACCUGUCCUUUGAUUUUUGCUCCUGAGGUCCCAAGUGCAACCAUGCAAUCAGCGGCCAGUUGAGCCCUGCCCAGGAUCACCCAGAACCCACUCUGCCUUGAGCCUCCUGCCAGGGUCUGUUCCUCGCGUGGAUCACGUGGUCAUAGCAUGUUGCAGUUCAGACAUGUCUCCGCUAGCCUGUUAGAGCAGCCUGGGAACGUACAGGCCAUCAAGACUAUUUAUUUAAACACAAAACAAAAGGGGAAAACACACACAUGGAAAAAAAUUGUAAGCACUUUUUUGUAAAACCAAUGUCUGUUUUGUUACAUACCUUUCAUGUUGUGCUUUGUAAAUGUCUUAUUUGUGUAAUAAAUAAAGUUAAUGCAAGUGGAAG